Messenger RNA from Staurois parvus, 479 nucleotides. Lineage: Eukaryota; Metazoa; Chordata; Amphibia; Anura; Ranidae. The record is from the annotation of a GenBank genome assembly.
AUGGGCCCCUAUACCGCCUCCUCAUGCUGCUGCCAGGCCCCUAAUCUGCCAUGGGCCCCCUAUAUACCGCCUCCUCAUGCUGCUGCCAGGCCCCUAAUCUGCCAUGGGCCCCUAUACCGCCUCCUCAUGCUGCUGCCAAGGUCCAGAGUGUGUCAUGGGUCCCUGUACGGCCUCCCAUUGCUGCUGUCUCCAUCGCCACACUCUGCCAUGUGCCACUUUCAGGUCUCCUCACACUGCUGGUGGUUUCCAUUUUUGUCAUAGGGUGCUGUAUGGCCUCCCAUUGCUGCUGCCAUCCACCACCACACUGUGGCUCCACCACUCUGGUUUUGGCCCCGUGACUGCGGGCCAAAUGAAAGUGCUGCGGUGAUUCUAAGAUCGACGGCAUCAUCUGCUGUCAUACUGACUGACAGUAUUAUUUCUCUUCCCCAGCAGACUCCAAGGGCAUUUAAAUUAAAGGUCAGUGUUCUGCACUAAUAUUA